AUGCGGGAAUACCAAUGGCCAGCUUUCGAUCUAGGAGGUUUUGGCGGCCAUGGUGGUAUGGGUGGUAUAGGAGGGUAUCCAGUGUGGGAUACCGGCUUUGAUACUCCAUACUACGAUGUGCCGGGCUCAGUCGAACAGGCGACGCGAUCACAUGUUGAGGCCCAAACCGAGUUUGAGAAGGCAAAGGAAAAGUACGAGGAAGCUAAGAAGAAGUUCGAGGAAUGCGAGAAGAAAGUGGAGAAAGCCGAGCAAAUGCUGAACUUGGCGAAGCAUCGUGCUGGAGGUUGGUGGAAUUGA
This is a messenger RNA of Alternaria arbusti, 297 nucleotides long. RefSeq lists its product as uncharacterized. The record is from RefSeq and is a predicted model, not a curated record. The coding region runs from base 1 to 297 and encodes 98 amino acids. The transcript has 2 exons. NCBI's taxonomy places the organism in Eukaryota, Fungi, Ascomycota, Dothideomycetes, Pleosporales, Pleosporaceae.